AUGAUUUCUUUACGAGCAAAUGUGAGGUUAAGAAUAAACUCGACACAGGUUUCAUAUCUCACACUUAGUGCAUACUUUGAUUAUGGGGAUUUAAAAUACCUCUUUUUCAUGAUGGUCAUGUCUUUAUAUAUGUUAAUAGUUUGUGCCAAUGUUUUCCUCAUUGUGGUUAUCUGUAUGAACAGAAGCUUACAUGAACCUAUGUACCUUUUUCUGUGCAGCCUGUUUGUAAAUGAACUGUAUGGUAGUACAGGGUUGUUUCCAUUCCUUCUGGUUCAGAUCCUCUCUGACAUUCACACUGUUUCUGCUUCUUUUUGCUUCCUGCAGAUUUUCUGUUUGUACUCUUAUGGGAGUGUGGAGUUUACUAAUUUAGCCAUCAUGUCUUAUGACAGAUACCUCUCUAUCUGUUGUCCUCUACAAUAUAACACACAUAUGACGUCUAACAAGGUUGCCAUGCUUAUUGCUGUAACGUGGUUUUACUCAUUUCUCAUAGUUGUUGUCACAACAUCCUUGAGUUCCUCUUUGCAGCUGUGUGGGAACAUCAUUGAAAAACUUGUCUGUACAAACUACGCCAUCGUUAAACUGGCAUGCUCUGACACCAGAGUAAAUAACAUUUAUGGACUUACUGUUACUUUACUCACAGUCUUUGGUCCUGUCAUUUUAAUUUUUUACACAUACAUGAGGAUCCUUAAAGUUUGUUUUUCUGGUUCUCAACAGACCAGACAGAAAGCUAUCAGUACCUGCACACCUCACCUUGUUUCCCUCCUUAACUUUUGUUUAGGGGCUUGCUUUCAAAUAAUAAUGGCAAGAUUUGAUGUGAAAAUUGCACCAAGCAUGUUAAAUAUGUUUUUAUCAUUAUACUAUCUUAUAUUUCAGCCACUGGUCAACCCUGUAAUGUAUGGACUAAAAAUGUCUAAAAUCCGUACCCUAUGUAAAAAUUUGGUUAUUAGUAAGGGCCUUAGUAUUCUGCUGUGA
This is a messenger RNA of Thunnus maccoyii (southern bluefin tuna), 972 nucleotides long. RefSeq names its product olfactory receptor 10A6-like. Gene Ontology annotation, biological process: G protein-coupled receptor signaling pathway. The transcript is spliced from 2 exons. NCBI's taxonomy places the organism in Eukaryota, Metazoa, Chordata, Actinopteri, Scombriformes, Scombridae. The record is from RefSeq and is a predicted model, not a curated record. Gene Ontology annotation, cellular component: membrane. Bases 1 to 972 code for a protein of 323 amino acids. Gene Ontology annotation, molecular function: G protein-coupled receptor activity; olfactory receptor activity.